This is a messenger RNA of Python bivittatus (Burmese python), 2930 nucleotides long. The record is from RefSeq and is a predicted model, not a curated record. Lineage: Eukaryota; Metazoa; Chordata; Lepidosauria; Squamata; Pythonidae.
UUGCACGAUAUUCUAAUUUUUCGAGUUUCACCUGUAUUAGCGUAUUGAUGGGUAAGUGGUCAUUAAAUGCUGUUGGAGUAAGUCAAAGACUGGCAAGAUACUUUAACCUUCAUUCCCAUAUUUCAGUCUUAAAAGUGGUCUAACUAUAUGAAACCUUCCAAAAAGAGGUGAUGGCCUCACAAUGUGCCUGUUCAUUACAUAUUUUUGCUUCUAAUAAGCUGCGGAAUUGUUAACAUUAGUAUUUCAAUUGCACAGAGAUUGCACAAUAUUGGAUUACAGUUUAUUUAGCACAUGAAGGCUUCAUAGCAAUGUGAGCUGCUGUGCGUAUUUCAGUCUGUAAGUGAAUCCUUGUUGUGUACCAAACAUUAUUUUUGAAGCAUUUUAUUUGACUACAGAUUAUUCAAUUCAUUUGUAGUAAAAAUGUAGUAAGGUAUUAAAUCAGUUUAAUGAUAGAGUAAAAGCACAUUUUAAAAGAUGCUUUCUUUUAAUGCAUAAAUAAGAGUUGGAUUUUAUUGUUAUGAGAGGGUAAUUGUGAUAGAAUCAGAUACUGACAGGCAAUCUUGCCUAACAUAAAAUAGAUACAUGACAUAAUUAAUCACGUUGGAUCUGGACUUUAUACUUAGUAUAUAUAUUGGAAUAACUGGAACUAGUCAUUACUCUUUUUCUAGAAAAAUCUUACAUGCUUCAGAAUUAUGCUUUCAACAUUUUGGAUUCAUAAAUUAUGAGAAUUAGUUAUACCUUUGAAAGAAUUCUGAAAAUCGUGAAUGAAGAACACAUUCUUGUAUUUAUAUAGGCUAGUUAACUGUUGUGGUGGUGAUAUUAAAAAGUUAUAUUUUCUCUCUUUUUUCUUCUGUUCACAAGUAAAUUAAUGACUCUCGUGGUCUCCCAGUUUGCAUCCAGCUAUGUUUUCUAUUGGAAGAAGUAUUUUAAGGAGCAGCCCCUUUUGUAUCCACCAGGAUUCGACGGACGUGUUGUGUUGUUUCCUAGUGACCAGAAUCUAAAAGAUUAUCUCAGUUGGCGACAAGCUGAUUGUCACAUCAAUAACCUCUACAAUACGGUAUAUUGGACUCUGGUGCAGAAAAGUGGCCUCACACCUGAAGAUGCCCAAAAGCGACUUCAGGGAACUCUUGCAAGUGACAAGAACGACAUUUUAUUUUCAGAAUUCAACAUUAACUACAACAAUGAACCUUUGAUAUAUAGGAAAGGAACUAUUUUAGUGUGGCAGAAGGUAUAUGAAAUCAUUAGGAAAAAAAUUAAAACACCAGGAGAAACAGAAGAGAAGGAAAUUGAAGUAACCCGGAUGAGAAAUACACCAGUUCCUUUGCACUGUGAUAUUAUUGGAGAUCAAUUUUGGGAACAGUAUCCUGAAAUCCUGUUUGAUGAUAGCUGACCUUUUUUAUCUGGAUUUUACUGUGAACUAUUGUGUACAAGGACUGCAUCAUGGUGGAAAAGGGAUAAACAUAUUCCUGUACUUUGUAAUAGCCAUUUUUUAAAGAUUUUUAUUUUAUUUCAUUUUAUUUUAAAAAAAGAUUUUAUUAGAAUGUACCAAAAAAGCCAGGUAUUGUUCAUAAAUAAAUACUUUUCUAUUAAAAUUACAAGAGGGCUGAUAAUAAUCUUAACAAACUUUAUACUGGAAAAGGAAUGCCUUUAAUUUCGUCUCUGGCCCUCAAAAGGACUCUACUGCUGUAGGUCUCAUGAGAUGCUAAGUUGCCCAUUUAAAACUCUGAAAACAUUUAAACUACUCCUUCAAAUUAAAUUCUAUCAUCAGGGAGCCAAGUUACAAAUUAUCCUAGUUGCUAAUGUCUCUGGAUUAUAUGAGUGAUAAACAAAAUACCCUGGCAAGUAGCAGAAAGUAAUUAGGAAGUUUUCUCUCAAGUGUAAAUUAGUUCCGGCCUUUUUGAAAGCUAUGGAAACAUAAUUUCCCUCUGUAAUCGAACGUUUAUUAUUUGGACUCUCUCCUUGCUGCUUUUCGGAUUAUUAGACAAGGUCUCAGGUGGCCAGCCGAGAGCAAUAAUGUUAUUGUAUGAGGGGGAUAGCGCGGCAGGCUGUGUUUGUAGGUCAUGCUCUCAUUUUGCUGCUGCCUGGGAAACUAUCCAGUUCCUGCUGUUGAGAAUUGUGGCAACCAACUUACUGGAAGUCUUGUACUGGGAUGUGAAGUUCAGAGAGUUGUCUUGCUCUUCUGCCUUUUUAAAGGCCAAACUGCCCAAGAACAAAAAGGAUGAAGCCAUUUGGAGCAAAUGCAUGAUCUGUGUAAAGAUGGCCCAAGACAGGCUUCUGGUGGCUAAUGACAGGAAGGUUUUUAUAGAGAACUUUCUAAGGGGUCAUCUUAGUUCUUUGCCUUUCUCUGUUAAUUUGCUUUAAGAGGAGUUCGUUUGGAAUGAUAGGCACUGAGCAUCAUUUUUAAAGGCAUUUGAAAAAAGCUGUACUCAUAUUUUCUGAAAUGGCAAGGGCCUUCAUGACUACAGUUAAGAUGACAUUAAAAAGGUAAAAAGAAACUUUGAAGCAAUGUGCGUUCAAAGAAUAGUAUGUCUCAGCAAUCCACAAUACUUUGUGAAGUUAGCAGGAAUAAUAGCUGAGGUAUAAAGCAGCUAUGUGCAAGGUGGAUUUUUAUUGUUUGUAUUCCUCCUUUCCAUAAGGUGCUCCAGGUUAUUAGCAGCAACAAUAAAAAAGUAGUAAGAACAAUAACCAGUUAAACUAGUGAGAUUCUUCUUGCUAAUCUUGCUUCAAUUAUUUGGCAGGACAGAAAGAAGGGACUCUCCUGAACAUCUUAAUAUCUGGGCAGGCUUGUACAUAAACUACAUAUUGGAGGUUUUAAUUACAUCUUGAAAACAGACUGAGAAUUGAAUGGAGGUAUUGUAAUAUGACAAGUCAUGUGCACCCUGUAACAAGCAUAGGUCGUUCUCCAAAAUCAUAGUCUGAAAUAGGUUAAG